Molecule: messenger RNA, 1031 nt
Organism: Prorocentrum cordatum
Lineage: Eukaryota; Dinophyceae; Prorocentrales; Prorocentraceae
Source: the annotation of a GenBank genome assembly
GUGUGCUGGCCUCCGCCGCCUGGGCGCCGAGGUCCUGGGCGGGGGCCUGUCCAUCAACGCCCUGCUGGCGGAGGCGAAGCAGGGCGCGGACGCCAACAGCCCGCGCGGCAGCGUCAGCGGGCGCGGCAGCGUCCGCGAGGUCUAGCAGCGGGCGCGGCGGCCGCGAGAUCCCGAGCCUGGAGGUGCGGUUCGCCGGGCUACCCGGCGCAGACGCCCCACGGGCCGCGCCCCGCCGCGGCCCCGGAGCCUCGAAGACAGCUCGGAGGUCCUCGUGGCCGUCACCACAGACGCCCGCGGGUCAUGGAAGGAGGAGGCCGAGGCACGCACGAGCCCUGGCUUGUUCGCGAGGGCUCCGGUGCAGCGGGGCCGCCGCGCGCGAAGGCCCGCGCGGCGGCCGGGCGCCCGCGCGUUCCGCGGGGCGGCCCCCGAGGUUCGGGACGAUCGUCAAGCAGUGGCGAAGCGUCCUGGCUCGCUUAUAUCAAGGGGGGAAAACCACCCGGACCGGACAAAUUGUCUGGAGUGCCCAUCUCGGGCGUCCCGGCCCGAGGCCUCCCCCCCGCCCCGCACGCGCGGCGGCCGGCUCGCUGCGGCCAGAAGCGGCCGUCCGGACCGGCCACGUGUACCUCGGCGACAGGCCCCUCCGCGCUGGAGAUCGAUGCGUCCUGAAGGACGGGGACCGCUUCUCGCUCGCGCGCCCGCCGACACCGCUGGCGUACGAGGUGCGAGUCGGCGACGAGGACAACUCGUACAGUAAGGAGCAGACGCCCAGGGACCACCCGAACAGGUACCCUGCGAGGUUCCCGGGCCGCUCGUCGGUGACGUCGUCGCCCACGGUGCCCGAGGAGCUGCGGAGGCUGGCGUGGCAGACGGACCAGAUGCGUCACAGGUCCGAGUCCGAUAUGGUGCGAGUCAGGGACUGGGCCGCCUUCUCGCAGCACGUCAAGAGCCACUACCACAGGCACGGCAUCGAGGCCGUGCCCUGGGCCACGCACGGUCGUAUCUUCCGUUGGGCAGCUUGCACUCCGCCGUAG